This is a messenger RNA of Lasiodiplodia theobromae, 489 nucleotides long. RefSeq names its product Mitotic spindle biogenesis protein. NCBI's taxonomy places the organism in Eukaryota, Fungi, Ascomycota, Dothideomycetes, Botryosphaeriales, Botryosphaeriaceae. The record is from RefSeq and is a predicted model, not a curated record. Gene Ontology annotation, cellular component: DASH complex; spindle microtubule. The transcript is spliced from 2 exons. Bases 1 to 489 code for a protein of 162 amino acids. Gene Ontology annotation, biological process: attachment of spindle microtubules to kinetochore.
AUGCAGCUGCUGGACUCGUCCAUCUCCAUCCUUGACACUGGAGUCAAUGACUUUCCCCGCAUGACCAAAGUGCUCCAUGCCACUCGUCACUUCGAACUGAUCUCCGAGCCCGACUUGAACAACGCGCAACGAUCAUUACUUUCCGAAAUCCGCCCCGAAGUUGACAAUCUUCUCUCUCGCGUAUCAAACUACCUUGACAAGCUCGAGCGCCGCGAGCAGUCUCUGAUUGCCAAAUGUGAGCUCAACGAAGGUCGCCUGUCGCAAUACAACAACGAGCCCUCGGCAUCGCGGUCCCGAAGCGCAAGCAGAGCCGGAGCCAGGGCCUCAGCAGCUAACGGAUUGGCGCCGGCGGAGGAACUUAAGGUGAAACAGCUGCGGCAGAAGAAGGAAAGAUUGAGCUACGCUGUGGAUCGAUUGACGCUACAAGCUCAGCAGCGGGAGAGGCAGUUGAGGAUGAGCAUGGCGGCGCCGCACCAGUUCAAUUACUGA